This is a messenger RNA of Penicillium daleae, 3729 nucleotides long. RefSeq names its product VAC14 family protein. Gene Ontology annotation, biological process: positive regulation of kinase activity; phosphatidylinositol biosynthetic process. The transcript has 10 exons. The record is from RefSeq and is a predicted model, not a curated record. Gene Ontology annotation, cellular component: endosome membrane; PAS complex; fungal-type vacuole membrane. The coding region runs from base 1 to 3729 and encodes 1242 amino acids. NCBI's taxonomy places the organism in Eukaryota, Fungi, Ascomycota, Eurotiomycetes, Eurotiales, Aspergillaceae.
AUGGAUCAUUCAAUACAGCGGUUGCUCAACGACAAGCUCUACGACAAGAGGAAGCAGGGAGCUCUAGAGCUAGAGAAAAUCGUUCGAGAUGCCGUUUUCAGAGGAGAACAAGAAAAGAUUGCGAAGAUCGUCGAACAGCUUUGCCACGACUAUGCAUACGCUGUGCACCAACCUCAUGCCAGGAAUGGCGGUCUGAUCGGAUUGGCGGCUGCCUCGAUCGCGCUGGGAUCUGAAGGUGUUGCGCCGUACUUGAAAGAGAUCGUUCCUCCCGUUCUAGCUUGCUUUACCGACCAAGAUGCGCGAGUCCGCUAUUACGCUUGCGAGAGCAUGUACAACAUCGCUAAGGUAGCUAAGGGAGAGGUUCUGCUCUUCUUUAAUGAGAUAUUCGAUGCGUUGGCCAAGCUCGCUUCUGAUUCAGAGCUUUCCGUGAAGAAUGGUGCGGAGCUUCUCGAUCGACUGGUAAAGGACAUCGUGGCCGAGUCUGCAUCUUCAUAUGUCUCUGUGCUACAGCUGUCAGAAAAGGAGACGGCCGAUUCAGACGACGCGCAUGACACCGAACCCCCUACCGCAUUCUCCCUCGCCAAAUUCAUACCUUUACUCAAGGAACGAAUCCAUGUGAUUGGGCCCUACACUCGCAACUUCUUGGUAUCUUGGUUGACAUUACUUGAUACUAUCCCAGACCUUGAGCUGGUCACCUUCUUGCCCGAGUUCUUGGAGGGAUUGAUCAAGUUUCUAGGUGGACCUCACAAAGAUGUCAACGUAGCCACACAGGGCCUUCUGGACAGGUUUCUCUCGGAGAUCAAAAGAAUCACCCGUUUGAAGAAAGGAAUCGAAGAAAGUCGAAAAGGACAAGAAAGUCGCAGACGCUCCAAUGCUAGUGACACCGUGAGCGUCAAGACCGAGCAGACACUCGAAACCGCCGGCGCCGAUGAUGGCGAGAAGGAUGACAUUGCCGUGGAAGACUCCGCAUCCGACUCACUAUUUGACGAGGACGCUAUUCAGGCUGAUGGCGACUGGAUCCCAGGGCAAGACGUUCACAUCGACUACCCAAAGAUCCUGGAAAUUCUGGUCAGCUUCGUCGAUACCUCAUUCGGUAAACAUGCCCUCGUUUCCGGGUCUACCAGCCGCGAAGCUAACAGCUAUAUAGAGGAGGAGAUGCAAUUGACUGCACUUCGCUGGAUCGAUGCGUUCUUUGAGAUUAGCCCUGAGGAUAUCCUCCCUUUUGUCCCGAGGCUGCUGACUCAAGUACUUCCGGCGAUGUCAAGUGGUUCGGACUCGGUGCGGCAAGCAGCGAACCGAGUCAACAAGUCCCUGCUCGAAUACAUUUACUCUCUUUCAGAUGACCUUCCCGAUGACUACGCUCAAGCCGCAUCCAAGGUUCCCUCGACGGCGCCGAGCAAAGAGAGCAUAGACAGGAAGCCUUCAGAAAUCUCCAACCCCGAUUCGAGGAGAGCAACGCAAGAGUCUUCUCGGGCCCCGACACCGCGGAGUAGUAUCGUUUCGGUACCUGCGCAGCCAGCUGAUCUUGAUUAUGCUGCAGCGGUGAACUCGCUGACUUUGCAAUUCUUGAAUGAAAACGAAGCCACACGGGUAGCUGCUCUUUCGUGGCUGAUCAUGUUACACCGGAAAGCCCCACGGAAAGUGGUUGCAUUCAACGACGGGACGUUCCCAGCUCUGUUGAAAACCCUCUCCGACCCUGCAGAAGCAGUGGUGACCAAGGACUUGCAACUGUUGUCUCAGAUCUCAAGGAACAGCGAGGAUAGCUACUUCACUUCGUUUAUGGUGAAUCUGCUACAGCUCUUCUCUACUGAUCGACACCUGUUGGAAGUUCGGGGUAAUUUGAUAAUCCGGCAAUUAUGUCUGAAUCUGAGCCCUGAGCGUAUCUAUCGGACUUUGGCGGAUUGCCUCGAAAAGGAAGAGGAUCUUGAAUUUGCCAGCAUUAUGGUACAGAAUUUGAACAAUAAUCUUAUCACUGCACCUGAAUUGUCAGAUAUGAGGAAGCGCUUGAGGAAUCUUGACACGAGGGAAGGACAAAUGUUUUUCGUUGCCCUAUUCCGUUCUUGGUGUCACAAUGCUGUGUCCACCUUUUCUCUAUGUCUUCUCGCUCAGGCCUAUGAGCAGGCCUACAAUCUUUUGCAAAUAUUUGCCGAGCUUGAAAUGACAGUCAAUAUGCUGAUCCAGAUCGACAAACUGGUGCAACUGCUCGAAUCCCCCGUGUUCACAUACCUACGUCUCCAACUCCUCGAACCCGAAAAAUAUCCCUACCUGUACAAAUGCCUCUACGGCGUCCUCAUGCUCCUCCCCCAGAGCUCCGCCUUUGCCGCCCUUAAAAACCGGCUGAACAGUGUCAGCAACAUCGGUUUCCUCCAUGGUGGUCCCCGCAGGUACGCAAAUGGAACCCUCAAUGCCAAGACAGGAAGCAGUCCUCCCCAAAAAAGGCCGCACGUACUCAUGAGUCCCAAUAGCACCUCCCAAACCGCGUCAUCCUUUGACCGUGCCUCCGGCACGCGCGGCAAGAGUCGUGACGAUAUCCGAUGGACCGAGCUUCUUGAUAAAUUCAAGGCUGUCCAGGAACGAGCGCGCCGCGCGCAGGCUGCGCAGCGCCACUCGCUGGAUCCAACAGACAUCUUGCAGAAUCCCUCGUUGACUGCCGCGCUCUCUGCAGCGACCGUUGAUCGAACACGAGAUCGAUCGGGUCUACCUGACGCUCCGCGUACAGGCAUGGUAAAUCCAAUGGGCGUCGGGAUUGGCCAGGUGUCUGGAACCGCUAGCAUAGGUGUGAGUGGGAACCGUGGAGCGCCGGACGCCAGAGCCACCAGCUCUACGUCUCUUCUCGGCUCUGCACAUAAACACAAGUCGAGUCUGCCCAAUCUGGGAAGGCUGGUCAAGAUGAUCUACUUCUCAAUAUGGCUACAUAUUUUCACCCUCCUGUCCUUCAUCUUGCUCAGUGCAUUGUAUCCCUCCCACUGGAUUAUCCGUUCCAUCCAUAGAACAUUGUACCUAACCCACCUCCUUCUUCGCCCCUCUAAGAAGUACUUCCGACCUAUCCCACACCCAGUUCACCAAGCUGCACAUGAAUACUCAGCUCUGUCAGCUUCACAACGCGUGCUUUCCAUGCCAGAACUCGUCUCCGAAAUCCUAAAAUGGGACGCAGGCGGGUACAAAAAAGACCAUUGGGCAUACAAUCAGACAUUCUCAAAGACUCGAUUCGCCCGCUACGCACGAGUCAACAACCUAUGGUUCUACGAAGCCAUGCGGUAUCUCUGGUGGACUCCACAGCCUUAUUCUAAGCUCCAGGCACUUCAAGAGCUCCCUCGUGCCCGCAAACAGAUAUACGCCAAUUUUGUGGUGGCACUUUCCUUUGAAAAUGAUGUUCAAAACAGUUCCAAGGAGAAUCGAAUUCUUAAGAGAUUGUCUUUCCCUCGCUUACGCUUUGCAAGGCUCGAUAUUCGGUCCGGACAACGAUUACUCUCCUUGCCUGAUAUUAAGGGCCGUAUGCUUGAGAAUCUUACUAUUGACGUUACGGUUGGCGAUGACAGCAAGGGAGGUGCUCUGUCCGAUCGAAAGAUGCGGAUACGACUAGCGAAGCGGUUGAAGACGAUGUUUCCCUGUCUGAAGAAGAUUACCCUUAACACAACGUCGACAGCGCACGUCAGUCCGGAAGAUAUUGCGAGAUUUCAAGCACAUUUCGGACAUGUUCAGAUUGUGGUCAGAGGGACAGAUGGCUAG